Messenger RNA from Thunnus maccoyii (southern bluefin tuna), 4948 nucleotides. RefSeq names its product receptor-type tyrosine-protein phosphatase mu-like. Gene Ontology annotation, molecular function: protein tyrosine phosphatase activity; protein binding. The record is from RefSeq and is a predicted model, not a curated record. Gene Ontology annotation, biological process: protein dephosphorylation. The coding region runs from base 76 to 3996 and encodes 1306 amino acids. The transcript is spliced from 33 exons. NCBI's taxonomy places the organism in Eukaryota, Metazoa, Chordata, Actinopteri, Scombriformes, Scombridae.
GUGUUCGAGGCCGUCAGCACCGGUCAGAGAGGAGUUCUGGCCAUCAAAGACAUCACACUGCAGGGACACCAGUGCAUGAGCACACCUCACUUCCUGCACAUUAAAGGCGUGGAGGUGAACGCGAGACAGACGGCGACGUUUCAUUGCACCAUCAACAGACAACCGCAGAGCAACCUGCUGCUGCACCUGCAGGGGAUGGGCGGUCGUCAGGCCGUCGUCAGGGAAACCAAGCCGAUGACCUCGCGGCGUUACGUGGCGAGCUUCGACGUGGAGAACACGACCAAGGGCGACUCCGGACGCUAUCGCUGCAUCGCCCAAUCAGAGCAAGGCGUGGGCGUGUCCUCCUACGCUGACCUCACAGUCAAACAGCCUCCCGUACCCAUCGCUCCUCCUCAGCUGACGGCGGUGGGCGCCACCUACCUGUGGAUCCAACUCAACGCCAACUCCAUCAACGGCGACGGACCAAUCAUAGAGAGAGAGGUGGAGUACCGGACGAUGUCGGGCAUGUUGAUUGACACCACACCUGUCGAUAAGCCCACCCACAAGAUCGGACACCUGGACCCCGACACCGAGUACGAGAUCAGCGUGCUGCUCACCCGGCCCCUGGAGGGAGGCACGGGAAACCCCGGCCCACCGCUCAGAGCCAGGACCAAGUGUGCAGAUCCGAUGCAUGGCCCGCGGCGUCUGGAGGUGGUCGACACUCAGUCCAAACAGGUGACAGUUCGAUGGGAACCGUUCGGCUACAACGUGACCCGCUGCCACAGCUACAACCUAACUGUGCAGUACCGCUACAGACCUGCAGGGGCCCCCACCAGGGAGCCGUUAAAGGAGGAGGUGCGGGAGGAGGUGGUGUACGACACGCUGAGCGCCAUGCCGCAGCACACUGUACGUAACCUUCCACCGUUCACCAACGUCAGCCUGAGACUCGUCCUCAGUAACCCCGAGGGACGCAAGGAGAGCGAGGAGCUGCUGGUGCUGACGGACGAGGACGUUCCCGGAGCGGUUCCGGUAGAUUCCAUCCUCGGCAGCAGCUACGAGGAGCAUAUCAGUCUGAGCUGGAGAGAACCGCUGCAGACCUACGGCCUCAUCCGACAGUACGAGAUCUCCUACAAAGCUCUGAGCUCCUUCGACACAGAGUUCGACCUGUCCAAUCAGAGCGGAAAGGUGUUCAAACCGGCCAAUGAGACGAGCCACGUGUUCACCGGCCUCUACCCAGGCUCCACCUACUCCUUCACUAUCAGAGCCUCCACCAUUAAAGGCUUCGGCCCUCCGGUCAUCACGCAGUUCACCACCAAGAUCUCAGCUCCGAAGAUGCCGCCGUACGAUCAGGAGUCUCCUCUCAACCAGACCGACUCCACCGUCACCGUCCUGCUGAAACCAGCACAGAGCCGCGGCGCUCCAGUCAGUAAGUACCAGGUGGUGGUGGAGGAGGAGCGCCCCCGCAGACAGAGGAGAGGUACUGCAGAGAUCCUGCGGUGUUAUCCGGUGCCCAUUCACUUCCAGAACGCCACGCUGCUCAACUCUCAGUAUUACUUCAGCGCAGAGCUGCCGAUGAGCGAGCUGAGAACGCCCAUGCCCUUCAGCGUCGGUGAUAACAGGACCUACAGCGGUUACUGGAACGCUCCUCUGCUGCCUCAUAAGAGUUACGGGAUCUACUACCAGGCUGUCAGCACUGCUAACGGGGAGACAAAGAUCGACUGUGUCCGCGUCGCCACUAAAGCUGCUAUAAUCGUCACGCAGCUCACCACGCCGUACAUUCGCGUCGCGCCAGCGGCUGGCGACAAGCAGCUACCAGGAGCUGCGACCAGGAAACCAGAACCGGAGCAGGAGAAACAGUCGGAUCACACGGUGAAGAUCGCUGGAGCCAUCGCAGGCAUCCUGCUCUUCAUCAUCAUCUUCCUCGGAGUCAUCCUGCUGAUGAAGAAACGACGGAGAAAUUAUCACUCCUACACUUACUACCUGAAGUUGGCGAAGAAAAGGAAGGAAACUCUGAGCUCCAGACAGGAAAUGACUCUGAUGGUCAACAACUCGCAGCACACGACGAUGGUGGACACGCACACGCACACGCACACGCUGAACGGACGCACUGUGUCGUCUCCGUCCUCCUUCACCCUGAAGACAAACACCAUCAGCACCACCGUCCCCAACUCCUACUACCCAGACGACAGUCAAACUAUGACCAGUGAAACCAGUAGUCUGGUCCAGUCCCACUAUAAGCAGCGGGAGUCAGAGCGGGAAGCGUUGCCCUAUCAGACAGGUCAGCUGCACCCGGCCAUCCGAGUGGCCGACCUGCUGCAGCACAUCACCCAGAUGAAAUGCGCCGAAGGCUACGGCUUCAAGGAGGAGUACGAGAGCUUUUUCGAGGGACAGUCCGCUCCGUGGGACUCAGCCAAGAAGGACGAGAACCGCAUGAAGAAUCGCUAUGGCAACAUCAUCGCCUACGAUCACUCUCGUGUGCGUCUGCAGCCUCAGGACGGAGAGAGCGGCUCCGACUACAUCAACGCCAACUACGUCGACGGCUACCACAGACCCAAUCACUACAUCGCUACUCAAGGUCCCAUGCAGGAAACGGUGUAUGAUUUCUGGCGGAUGGUUUGGCAGGAGAACACCGCCGCUAUCGUCAUGGUAACCAACCUGGUGGAGGUGGGGCGGGUUAAGUGUUGUAAGUACUGGCCAGACGACACAGAGAUCUACGGCGACAUGAAGGUGACGCUGAUCGAGACUCAGCUGCUGUCAGAGUACGUGAUCCGAACCUUCGCUGUGGAAAAGAGGGGCGUGGCAGAGAUCAGAGAGAUCCGGCAGUUUCAUUUCACAGGAUGGCCCGAUCACGGCGUGCCGCUUCACGCCACCGGCCUGCUGGGCUUCAUCCGCCGCGUCAAGGCCAAAACCCCGCCAACCGCCGGCCCCACCGUGGUCCACUGCAGUGCGGGGGCGGGGCGUACAGGUUGUUUCAUAGUGAUUGACAUCAUGCUGGACAUGGCGGAGAGAGAAGGCGUCGUCGACAUCUACAACUGCGUCCGAGAGCUGAGAGCACGAAGGGUUAACAUGGUCCAGACCGAGGAGCAGUACGUCUUCAUCCAUGACGCCAUCUUGGAGGCGUGUCUCUGUGGCGACACAGCGAUUCCAGCCAAUCAGCUGCGGUCGGUUUACUACGAGAUGAACCGAUUGGAUCCUCAGACCAACUCCAGUCAGAUCAAAGAGGAGUUCAGGACUCUGAACAUGGUGACGCCCACGCUGCGGGUGGAGGACUGCAGCAUCGCUCUGUUGCCUAGAAACCAUGAGAAGAACCGCUGCAUGGACGUCCUGCCUCCGGACCGCUGCCUGCCGUUCCUCAUCACCAUCGACGGCGAGAGCUCCAACUACAUCAACGCCGCGCUGAUGGACAGCUACAAGCAGCCGUCAGCGUUCAUCGUCACCCAGCAUCCUUUGCCCAACACGGUGAAGGACUUCUGGCGCCUCGUCCUCGACUACCACUGUACGUCCAUCGUCAUGCUGAACGACGUCGACCCGGCACAGCUGUGUCCUCAGUACUGGCCGGAGAACGGCCUCCAUCGUCUGGGCUCCCUGCAGGUGGAGUUUGUGUCUGCAGACCUGGAGGAGGACGUCAUCAGCCGCAUCUUCAGGAUCUACAACACAGCCAGGCCACAGGAUGGGUAUCGCAUGGUGCAGCAGUUCCAGUUCCUGGGCUGGCCGAUGUACCGGGACACGCCCGUCUCCAAGCGCUCCUUCCUCAAACUGGUUCACCAGGUGGACAAAUGGCAGGAGGAGUAUGACGGCGGGGAGGGGCGCACGGUGGUGCACUGCCUGAACGGAGGCGGUCGCAGCGGCGUGUUCUGCAGUAUCAGUAUCGUGUGUGAGAUGCUGCGACAGCAGCGCUGCGUCGAUGUUUUCCACGCUGUCAAAACGCUGAGGAACAACAAACCAAACAUGGUGGACCUGCUGGAUCAGUAUAAGUUCUGUUAUGAAGUCGCUCUGGAGUAUCUCAACUCUGCUUAGCCUCCUUCAUCCUCCUCCUCCUCCUCCUCCUCCUCCUCCUCCUCCCAGUGAUGAUGAUGCUGCACACAGUCUGACAGGAGGAGAAGAAGAAGAAGAGGACGACUACUGACUGAAGAUGAAGAUGAGGAGGAGGAGGAUGUUUUUGCACUGCCUUGUUUGACUGAACUGACUAACUGCAAGCAUGAUAACACACACUCACACACUCCCCCUGCUGGCCAGUGUGUGAACACACACACACACACACACACACACACACACACACUCACACUCACACUCACACACUCCCCCUGCUGGCCAGUGUGUGAAGUCACCAUGUGUCACUUUGUUGUGUUGAAUCUGUGCUUUUAUUGUUCUGUCGCGUUGACGAGCUGAAACUAGCAGAACCAAAACGACACGAAGAGAGAAACUUCAGCACGUUUGGUUUUUGUUUUUCACGUCAGAGUGGAGCAUCUUGAUCAGCUGACAGACUCACAGGAUCUACCUGAACUGAUCUGUGUCCAUAAGAUAAAUCCAAAAAGAUCCUGAUGCACAUGAACUUCAGUCACUUCCUGUAGAGACUUUCUCUUCAUGUCAGUAAAGACACAAAUCCUCUCAAAGAGCAUGAUGGGAGAUAAAAUCCGUCCACAGCAGGAUGAUGAUUAUUAUUAUGAUUAUUAUAACAACUUCAGUUUAAGACCCUCACAAAGUGUCGGUGAUCAGUUAUACAAUCGAUAUGGAAUCAAUGUGUUUCCUGUUGUCAGGGUGAUGUCAGAUUUAAAGUGACGACGUCACAUCUGAUUGGUUUGUGAGCAACAUGAUGUGAGAGCUCAAAAUUAUCGUCAGGUUUAAUUUCAAUUUGUUUCUCAACAGGAAUCUUACCAAUAAUACUUCAUUUACAGUAUGAAGUAAAAACGAAUGCCAAAACUUUUCUGUUUCCCGCUUCUCAACUUAUAUACAUAUAUAUAUAUAUACA